Molecule: messenger RNA, 2192 nt
Organism: Macadamia integrifolia
Lineage: Eukaryota; Viridiplantae; Streptophyta; Magnoliopsida; Proteales; Proteaceae
Exons: 13
Coding region: 193-1152 (319 amino acids)
Cellular component (GO): mitochondrion
Source: RefSeq, a predicted model, not a curated record
AUAAGCUGGACCAAAUAGUAUAAUAGCCUUUCUCUUAAACCCUUUGAAACCCUUUCCUGGGUUGUCUCUGCAAAUGUUUUCAUGACCAAUUUCAAUUUUCACAGAAGGCUUUGGAGACAGAUCUCCUGAUCACAAGUUUCAUGAUUUGAAUUGGAUUAGUAUCGACGUUCUAGCGAGAUUUGGGAAUCAAGAAUGGCUUUCAAACGAUCUACGAUUCAGCAUCUCUUGCGGUCCCUGGAAAGUAAAAAAUUAUCAUCUCUAAGCGGAAGCUCAAGAAGUUAUUCGAAGAUUGAUGCGAAAGUACUCAUUCAUGGGAGUAAUAUGCUUUCAUCGUGUAAGGAGCAUGACUCGUUUCCUUGGAUUCAGGGAAGUGCUACGACUCUUCGUUAUACAAUGGGUUCCGAGUUAUCAUUCUUCCUGAAUGACACUAGGCUGUUAACAACGCAAGUGAAAGCACCUCCUCAAACUAGACAAAUGGGGGGCUUAAAAGUGGCCAUGCAGAGUCCUGGAAUUAUCUAUGAGCCAUAUGCACCCCGUGAGCCCAUUCCAUUUUGGCGAAGAUGGUUCACAAGAAGUGGUUGGAGAAGAACAAAGGAGGACAUCAUUCUAGAGCUCAAAAGUGCAUACGCUAUUAAUAAAUUAAGGAAAUCUGGAUAUAACAAGCAGAAGUUCUACCAAGAUACAGAUAUACAAUAUGUUAGUUUUAAUUCUCAUUUUCAAUUUUAUUUUUUUCCUCAGAUAAACACUUUAAUAGCCCAUGGGGACAAAACAUCUUUAAGGAAACUAGUUACAGAGAAUAUGUACUCAGGCCUUAAGAAUGAAAUUAAACAGAGAGAAUCAAAGUGGAGUAGUGUUUACUGGGAAUUGGUCGAGCCAGUGGAAAUACGAACGCUCCGAGCUCGCCUGUACUUUGCUAAUUUCAUGAGGAUGUAUGAAGAGCUGAACUCUCUACUUCCUAUUAGUGGUAAUGAACAGGAGAUGCAGAACCAAGAAAGAGAUUUGGGGAUAUUAGAUGGCAUUGACAAAAAUAACCUCAACAAAGUAUUCAUACAGCUUACUCUUGAGUUCUUGGCAAAACAGAAGUUUGAGGCAUAUGAUUCAAAAGGUGCCAUCGUUGCUGGAGAUAAAACAAAAGAGGUAGAAAUUAUUUGAUUGUUGGAUUCUUUUAACAUCUCUGCCUCAAAAUUUUCAAGUCUCUAUACUUUUGCUUCGGAAACAUGACCAAUGAGAAUGUUACUUGUUAAGCAUUUCCAUUUCUUUCCGUAAGUUUUCCUAGAAAAUAUCUCACUUUUUCCCCCCUGACAUGAAAUGGUUCAAAGUCGAGCAUUUCAGAUAAUUUUCCAGUGUGAGUUACAUUGCCUAGAUACAGCAAGGGCAUUAUCCAUCUAUGGCAUUUGUACUUGAUAGAAUGAUAGUGACGUACCAGUCAUGGUUAUGGCUCCUAAUUUGAAGUUUCCAGUCAGCAUCGUAUAAUUACUUACGACGAAAUAAGAAGCACCAUUUCAUGGGCCAUAAGGAUAUUUUAGUGAUUAUGUAAGCCCUAGACGUGUGACUUAUUCAGGAUGGUGGGCCCUUCUGGUAACUGGGUCUUGCUUUAAGAUAUCCUUGCAUCAGAGAUGACCAAAUUAAAUAUCCUAAACUUUAAGUAUGUGGACUAUUUUGUCCAGAGCAUUUGCCUUUUCUUUUACUUGACCAACUAAUCCAAAACAAUAAUUCUGGCUGAAUGGCUUUACAUAAGUGAACUCUGUGACACAAUGAAGGCAGACAAGACCCAUAUAUGCAGAAUCAAUGAAACGUUAGGGCUAUUCACCUACUCAAAAGAGAUCUCUGCAUCCGAUACAAAUUUCCUUGACAUGUACCAAGAGACCACAUAACUACCCAAGGACCUUUAUUCACCUUGUAAAAGUUUUAAAGGCCCACCAAGUUGUCUAGUAUGCAGUUCACAGAUUACUAACAGAGUUGUUUUGACGAAAUGUUUAUUUAUGAAUAUAGUUUAAUAGGCUAGACAAACAAUCUCUAUAUAUGCCAACCAGUUUGCUACAUGAGUUAGCUUCUAAAGCAGGCUAGGUGACCAAAAAAUCUUCUGCACGGCAACUUAGUUGGCAGAGCAAUAGGGUCUUUUAUGUUGGCCAUGUAACUGGUUACUCAUACGGUAAUUUUAGUGGGAAACUAUAUGCAAUCUUCCAAUAUAA